AACGGAACAUCUAUUUUAUUUGUUGCGGUUCAGGAGGACAACUUGUUAGAUAGCUAGCUCAAUUAUCUACGACCAGCACUUGCUAAAUUCACAGAUAACCUAAUCUGCGUUUUUGAUUCAACUCGAAGAGGCUAUUUACACCAUAUUUCCACGGGAGAACACCUAUGGUCGCUGGAGAAGAUGCUAGCUGUGCGCCAAUUUCUACCUAACACAAUGACCAACUACAGAGCUUUUCAUACACAACUGUCGUCCAUCAUGGAUGCAUUGACUAAAGCGGCGGUGGCAGAUAUCUGCGAGCUCGUAGAUGACAGUUAUGCUGUUUUACAAUUGGAAAUCUCUCGAAGCCACAAAGAGAAUGAGGCAUUGAGAAGGAAACUCGAGUUGAUCGAGACCAUCAUUGCGCGUGGGCAGAGAGGGAAUAUGGCAGAAACAAACCACCAAGCUAAAAUUGAUUCCCUCAAUGCCGAACAUUCCUCUUCAUCUGGAAGGGCUGCCUGUACCAAGCAGUCAAAUGAAAAUCUAAGAAGAGCUGGAAAGAUCACAGCUGUUCAGGAAGCCACAGAACAGUCUGAAAAUAAAGAGGUGGUUUUGCAGGUACCUGAAGAGGAGAAGAUCGGACCUGACAUAUUCUUAAUUAAGGAGGAGAAGCUGGGCGGGGACUUGGAUAGUAGUAAUGACACACAGGAUGUUCUGCUAUUCAGUGAGAAGGGUACUGAGGCGUCGUAUGGUGAAGUGGAUGACGGUGAAGAAGGGCCAUCCAGAAUAACCACCUCCACCAUAACUACGAGGGAGUGGGACAGAAGUGGAGAGGAUAGUGGCCACCGAUCCGAGCAGGGGAAUGAGAGUUCUCAGAGGACUCCCCAGUUUUUGCGUUCUAAAUUCACGGCCGGAAGAUGGAACCCCCUGAGCCUUAACUACACACUGCAUGAGACACCCAGUGAGUCUGGGUCCAGUCCACCGGGGGGGAAUAAUGAAAUGGAGACAGUGGAACCCGUUUAUGAUUUCCCUUCAGAAACCGACACCGUCCCCUCUACUCACCCGACAGGGAAGCGGUUUCCCUUUGAACCAGACAGUAGUCCAAAUUCUCUCGCUGGGAAUUUUGAAAUGAAAAGAGAAGUUUCUAUGGUCAGCUCUCUACCCUACGACGUGGAACUGGAUAUGUGUUCUUCAUGGAGCAACCAGGAUAUGCUGGGAAUGGUUUCCAUGCAGGACGGGAAAUACCUGAAACCGGACCGCAGGGAAUUGCUGCUUGACAAGGUUGCAGACUUGAGCUCUGCCCAUUAUCAAAUGACUGCCGCCGGACUUCACGCUGCAGCCAAGUAUGAUAGCAGAGACAGCAAGCGUUUUAUUUGCACCUUCUGCAGCAAGUGUUUUACAUCGUCGCGAAAUCUGGAGACACACCUACGGGUUCACACAGGAGAGAGACCAUACAGCUGCACCCAGUGCGGGAAGAGGUUCACCCAGUCUGGCCAUCUGAAAACGCAUCAGAGCGUACACACCGGAGAGCGGCCAUUUGCCUGCGAGCAGUGUGGUAAAAGGUUUGCAGGGAAACAGAAUUUGAGGUUACACCAACAGAAAAACCACCCUAAUAUGUGAGGUGUAAGGCUAGUUGAGAGCUCCACGAACAGUUAUGCCUAACAUUUUUGAAGCAUGAGACCAGAACCGUGACACUGUUUGACAUCUAAGUUUGAACAUUAGUCAUGAAGAAAAGGCUAUUUUGUAUUUUCACACUCAUGAUAUGUUUUGAUGGAUGAACUCCGCAAGAAUGGUGGAGGUGAAAAACAUGGUUUAACAUUGCGAUGCUCUAAUUUCAAUUUUUCUUCCAUUUAAUUGCCUUUGAAAUGAUACAAUUGAUAAUAUUUAACCCAAUGAAACAAAGCUAUUUGAGACAUUAUUACCACUGGAAUGUAUUUUGAAAAUGGAACAGUCCUUCCAUAUAAGUUGUUACGAUAAUGGUCACACUUUAAAUUUACCACAAUUCAUAAAGGCUUAAUAUAGCAUACAUAAAGUCUUAAUAAGAACUAUAGAGUGCAUUGCCUAAUGCAUCAUAUCCUACUAUGGAAAUUCUCAAAAAAGCUGUGCUUUACAAAGGGCUGUAACUAUAUGUAACAAUAUAACAUUAUUAGUGUGUUUGCAAGAAGAUGACUGGCCAGAACUGUAAACUUACAUUUUUAUAAUACAGACAGUAGGAACGUUUAUUUAAAGGAUGAGUCAGUUCAGAAGCUAGAAGAUUCAUUACUUGCCAACAGCUGCAAUUCCCAGUUAAACGACAUCACGUUUUGAAGUUCACUUUCAUUGUUUUGUCUAAUAUUCUAUCAUUAAUCUACAAAGACGUUUUGUGGGUCAGUAGCUAGGUUUCCAUCCAAUUGGCGAUUUUCAUGCAAAAAUUAUAAAAUCUGCAUGAUGAAAAUGCGCAUCAGUGCCUGAUGACGUAGUGCAUACAAUUUACUUUUCCGUAUAAGUUUUCAGGUACCGAAUAAAAUGUGUUCAAUGUGUUUCCAUUCAAUGCAUUUUCAACUCUACCGAUAGCUUUGUAACAAACUGUUGCAUUAAAUAGCAAAUGUGCCUACUCUGGUCUUGACACGUGCGCUCGAGCCAACAGCUCGCAGAUACAGUAUGCUCGUCUACAUGAUGAAAUUAUUAUGGAUAAGACUGAGAAUAUUUGUCAAACAGCAGUUUGAACAAAAUACAUUUUCAGCUAAACCCUAAAAGUACAGUAUCUAACAAACUACGUUAUGGCAUUCACUAACUAUUUGCAAAUCAUAGAAAUGUGGAUAUGUUUGUGGGUAAAAUUCUAAUUUACUCAACCUUUUUUAAAUGUAUUGAUUUACCUGUUUAUUUAGUACGUGAUUGUCAAUAUUUGGGUUUGGCAGUGUGUUGACAUUGAAGGUGAAUAACUUCCAUAAUAUGUUUGAAAUUAGUGAGUCAGAACAAUGUUUUUAGUUGUUCAUAUGCAAUAUAAAAAGUCAGGAAUAAGUCAAUUCUAGCUCACCAUCAGGCAAUUGUUUGAACUUGUGCAUUGCAAUAUAUUUCUAAUAUUCAUGAAUAUCUGUUUUGUAAAUUCAGAGUUCCUUUUAUAAUGCAUUUACAUAACUGUCACACAAUAUACUUCACAAUUUAAAAACAAGACAUGUAUACAGUGGCAAGAAAAAGUAUGUGAACCUUUUGGAAAUACCUGGAUUUCUGCAUAAAUUGGUCAUAACAUUUGAUCUAAUCUUCGUCUAGGUCACAACAAUAGACAAAGUCUGCUUAAACUAAUAACCAACAAACAAUGAUAUGUUUUCAUGUCUUUAUUGAAAACACUGUGUAAACAUUCACGAUGCAGGGUGGAAAAAAUGUGAACCCUUGGAUUUCAUAACUGGUUGACCCUCCUUUGGCAGCAAUAACCUCAACCAAACAUUUUCUGUAGUUGCUGGUCAGACCUGCACAACAGUCAGGAGGAAUUUUGGACCAUUCCUCUUUACAAAGCUGUUUCAGUUCAACAAUAUUCUUGGGAUGUCUGGUGUGAACUGCUCUCUUGAGGUCAUGCCACAGCAUCUCAAUUGGGUUAUGUCAGGACUCUGACUGGGCUCUGACAGGAGGUGUAUUUUCUUCUGUUAAAGCCAUUCUGUUGUUGAUUCACUUCUGUGUUUUGGGUCGUUGUCCUGUUGCAUCACCCAACUUCUGUUGAGCUUCAAUUGGCGGACAGAACCUUACAUCCUCCUGAAUUUUUCUGUCGAUGAUAGCAAGCUGUCCAGGCCCUGAGGCAACAAAACAGCCCCAAACCAUGAUGCUCCCUCCAUCAUACUUUACAGUUGGGAUGAGGUUUUGAUGUUUGUGUGCUGUGCCUUUUUUUCUCCACACAUGUUGUGUGUUCCUUCCAAACAAUUCAACUGUAGUUUCAUCUGUCCACAGUGUAUUUUGCCAGUAGCGCUGUGGAACAUCCAGGUGCACUUUUGCAAACUUCAGACAUGCAGCAAUGUUUUUUUUGGACAGCAGUAGCUUCUUCCGUGGUGUCCUCCCAUGAACACCAUUCUUGUUUAGUGUUUUAAGUAUCGUAGACUUGUCAACAGAGAUGUUAGCAUGUUCCAGAGAUUUCUGUAAGUAUUUAGCUGACACUAGGAUUCUUCUUAACCUCAUUGAGCAUCCUGCGCUGUGCCCUUGCAGUCAUCUUUGCAGGACGGCCACUCCUAGGGAGAGUAAAAACAGUGCUGAACUUUCUCCAUUUAUAGACAAUUUGUCUUACCGUGGACUGAUGAACAUCAAGGCUUUUAGAGAUACUUUUGUAACCCUUUCCAGCUUUAUGCAAGUCAACAAUUCUUAAUCUUAAGUCUUCUGAGAUCUCUUUUGUUCGGGGCAUGGUCCAUAUCAGGCAAUGAUUCUGGUGAAUAGCAAACUCAAAUUUUGUGAUUUUUUUUAUAGGGCGGGGCAGCUCUAACCAACAUCUCCAAUCUCGUCUCAUUGAUUGGACUCCAGGUUAGCUGACUCCUGAUUCCAAUGAGCCUUUGGAGAAGUCAUUAGCGUAGGGGUUCACAUACUUUUCCCAACCUACACUGAAUGUUUAAAUGAUGUAUACUUUGUGUUAUUAGUUUAAGAACACUGCUUGUCUGUUGGGACUUAGAUGAAGAUUAGAUCAAAUUUGAUGACCUGCAGAAAUCCAGGUAAUUCCAAAUGGUUCACAUACUUUUUCUUGCCACUGUAUAAUAAAGAGAACCUAACCACAUUCAUAUGGUUCUUACCUGUGUAGCUUCAGAGGUUCCACCUGCAAUAUUUGUGUGACGAGAACACAGGCUGUCACCAAGGCUGCUGUUUUAAAACUUGGGUACAGACAGUAUCUUUUCUUUGCCCCUUUCCUAUUGUUUGUGGCAUACUAUUCUCCAGGUGGACAAAUUCGUCACACAUUGGCAUUUCCAAAUCCAUAGUACCACCCAAAUAUAAUUUGACAUUUUAAAGUGUCAAACAAUAAACUGUAACAGACUAGCCCUGAAAAUGAACAGAUACCCCGACCCAUGUGGAAUUCCAUGGCUUUGCACAAGCAGUUUGCAUCCUGCUUUGAUGUGUUGACCAAGGCAGCAGUGGCUGACAUCUGUGAAGUUGUUGAUGAAGGUUAUGCAAUUUUGCAAUUAGAAAGGAAAAGGAGGACCUAUAAUUUCCCAAUGAAGCGAUGGGAAAGCAAGAACUCAAGCUGUUGUUACAGAGCAGUCCCACCAGGUGAAGGUCUCCAUCCAAAUCAGUUGCAGCAGGAGAACACUGGUCAUAAAAGGAAUGGCAUAACAAUACCGCUGGAGUUUGAAGAGGUCAGUUGAAGAUGAAGAGGUCAGUUCCCAUGUUUAACUCCUUCAGUUGCUACAGUGCAUUCUGAAAGUAUUCAGACCCCUUGACUUUUUCCACAUUAUAGCCUUAUUCUAAAAUGGUUUAAAUCGUUUUUUUUUCUCUCAUCAAUCUACACACAAUACCACAUAAUGACAAAGAAAAAACUGGUUUACAGAAAUGUUUGUAUUAUUGACGCACCGAUAUGACAUUUUUGGCCAAUAUCCAAUAUUUUCCUUGCAAAAAAAAAUAUGGACAUUACAUUUUUGCAGUCUUUUAAGCAUUCUAGUACAGUUAAAUAGUUAACACACACACAUGGACACAGCGGUCUAAGGCACUGUAUCAGUGCAAGAGGUGUCACUACAGUCCCUGGUUCAAUUCCAGGCUGUAUCACAUCCGGCCGUGAUUGGGAGUCCCAUAGGGUGGCGCACAAUUGGGCUGUCAUUGUAAAUAAGAAUUUGUUCUUAACUGACUUACCUAGUUAGGUUACACACACCACACUGAACGAAAUUUUAUUUUGUUGGCAUUUGUGAAUGUCCCCAUUUACCAGUAAAACAUAAUCAAAACCUAUUUCACUUACUUGCUGUGCUGUUUCAUUGUUCAUUUGUUCAGUCGUUUCAUUCUCAACCAGGAUUUCUAUGGAACGCUGUUUGGGUCUUUGCGUGUCAAAAAGAUUAAUGUAAAAUAACACCAUUUCACAUGUCAAGUAACACGACAUCUGUUUCAGUAGCUAACUAUAUAGCUAGGUGUCAUCUAAAAUAACCCUAAUUUAUAAGACAGUUCUUAUUUGAUUUAUGUUUG
This is a messenger RNA of Oncorhynchus masou masou (cherry salmon), 6090 nucleotides long. Its product is annotated as zinc finger protein with KRAB and SCAN domains 3-like. The transcript has 4 exons. Gene Ontology annotation, biological process: regulation of transcription by RNA polymerase II. Gene Ontology annotation, molecular function: DNA-binding transcription factor activity, RNA polymerase II-specific; RNA polymerase II cis-regulatory region sequence-specific DNA binding. Bases 181 to 1596 code for a protein of 471 amino acids. Lineage: Eukaryota; Metazoa; Chordata; Actinopteri; Salmoniformes; Salmonidae. The record is from RefSeq and is a predicted model, not a curated record.